AUGUCCUCUACCACAGUUCCCGCAAAACCAGAAAAAUCACUUCCGUUUUUAUAUCAUUUUGCCGCCGGUGGUAUCGCCGGAGUUAGCGAAAUUCUUAUAAUGUACCCUCUUGACGUGGUAAAGACAAGAUUUCAGCUACAGGUUGAUGGCACACCUAUAAGUGAAAGAUAUACCUCGGUAAUGGAUUGUUUUCGGAAGAUUGUCAAGAAUGAAGGAUUUGGUCGACUUUAUAGAGGCAUUCUUCCUCCCAUCCUUGUGGAGGCACCAAAAAGAGCCAUCAAGUUCUCGGCAAAUGAAAAAUAUUCUAAUUUUUUAAAAAAUGUAUACGGUACCAAUGAAAUGAAUCAGGCAAUGUCCAUCCAAUCAGGUGUCGGUGCAGGAGUCACUGAAGCCUUUAUUAUAGUUCCUUUUGAACUUGUCAAGAUUCGUCUCCAGGAUAAAGGAAAUGCCGGAAAAUAUAAUGGUACCUUUGAUGCUUUGAUCAAAAUCGUUGGGAAUGAGGGUAUAUUCGCACUAUUUAAUGGACUGGAAGCGACAUUGUGGAGGCACGCUACUUGGAAUGGUGGAUAUUUUGGUGUGGUUUUCGGUGUGAGAAAACGUCUUCCCAAAGCGGAAAACAAACAACAACAAUUGAGAAACAAUUUUAUUGCGGGAUCCAUUGGUGGCACCGUGGGAACUAUCUUAAAUACUCCAUUCGACGUUGUCAAAACUCGAAUUCAGAAUGAUUCAGGACCCGUAAGAAAGUACAAUUGGACCCUUCCUGCUGUGAAAACGGUUAUCCAAGAGGAAGGACCCAGGGCUCUUUACAAGGGAUUCGUUCCUAAACUUCUCAGGCUUGGUCCAGGAGGUGGUAUUCUCUUGGUAGUAUUCGACCAGGUCACAACCUUGAUGAAAAAAUAUUUUCUAUAG
Messenger RNA from Acaulospora morrowiae, 909 nucleotides. The record is from the annotation of a GenBank genome assembly. Lineage: Eukaryota; Fungi; Glomeromycota; Glomeromycetes; Diversisporales; Acaulosporaceae.